AUGAAGCCAACGGAAAUCAAAAAACCCUAUCGAAUGGAGGAGUUUCUGCGUCCGCAGAUGUUCCAGGAGGUGGCUCAGAUGGUGCAUUUCCAGUGGCGGAGAAAUCCGGUGGACAACAGCAUGGUGAACGCAUCCAUGGUCCCCUUCUGCUUGUCGGCGUUUCUUAAUGUCCUGUUUUUCGGCUGCAAUGGUUGGGACAUCAUAGGACAUUUUUGGCUGGGACAUCCUGCCAACCAGAAUCCGCCCGUGCUUAGCAUCACCAUUUACUUCUCGAUCAGGGGAUUGAUGCUAUACCUGAAACGAAAGGAAAUCGUUGAGUUUGUUAACGACUUGGAUCGGGAGUGUCCGCGGGACUUGGUCAGCCAGUUGGACAUGCAAAUGGAUGAGACGUACCGAAACUUUUGGCAGCGCUAUCGCUUCAUCCGUAUCUACUCCCAUUUGGGUGGUCCGAUGUUCUGCGUUGUGCCAUUAGCUCUAUUCCUCCUGACCCACGAGGGUAAAGAUACUCCUGUUGCCCAGCACGAGCAGCUCCUUGGAGGAUGGCUGCCAUGCGGUGUGCGAAAGGACCCAAAUUUCUACCUUUUAGUCUGGUCCUUCGACCUGAUGUGCACCACUUGCGGCGUCUCCUUUUUCGUUACCUUCGACAACCUAUUCAAUGUGAUGCAGGGACAUUUGGUCAUGCAUUUGGGCCAUCUUGCUCGCCAGUUUUCGGCCAUCGAUCCUCGACAGAGUUUGACCGAUGAGAAGCGAUUCUUUGUGGAUCUUAGGUUAUUAGUUCAGAGGCAGCAGCUUCUUAAUGGAUUGUGCAGAAAAUACAACGACAUCUUUAAAGUGGCCUUCCUGGUGAGCAAUUUUGUAGGCGCCGGUUCCCUCUGCUUCUACCUCUUUAUGCUCUCGGAGACAUCAGAUGUCCUUAUCAUCGCCCAGUAUAUAUUACCCACUUUGGUCCUGGUGGGCUUCACAUUUGAGAUUUGUCUACGGGGAACCCAACUGGAAAAGGCGUCGGAGGGACUGGAAUCGUCGUUGCGAAGCCAGGAAUGGUAUUUGGGAAGUAGGCGGUACCGGAAGUUCUAUUUGCUCUGGACGCAAUAUUGCCAGCGAACACAGCAACUGGGCGCCUUUGGGCUAAUCCAAGUCAAUAUGGUGCACUUCACUGAAAUAAUGCAGCUGGCCUAUAGACUCUUCACUUUUCUCAAAUCUCAUUAA
This is a messenger RNA of Drosophila melanogaster (fruit fly), 1206 nucleotides long. It is a transcript of the gene Or88a, whose product is annotated as odorant receptor 88a. Lineage: Eukaryota; Metazoa; Arthropoda; Insecta; Diptera; Drosophilidae. Gene Ontology annotation, biological process: sensory perception of smell. The transcript is spliced from 4 exons. The coding region runs from base 1 to 1206 and encodes 401 amino acids. Gene Ontology annotation, cellular component: plasma membrane; membrane. The record is from RefSeq and is marked reviewed. Gene Ontology annotation, molecular function: olfactory receptor activity; odorant binding.